Messenger RNA from Colletotrichum gloeosporioides, 1065 nucleotides. RefSeq names its product putative zinc-type alcohol dehydrogenase-like protein YbdR. The record is from RefSeq and is a predicted model, not a curated record. Lineage: Eukaryota; Fungi; Ascomycota; Sordariomycetes; Glomerellales; Glomerellaceae. Gene Ontology annotation, molecular function: oxidoreductase activity; zinc ion binding. The coding region runs from base 1 to 1065 and encodes 354 amino acids. The transcript has 7 exons.
AUGUCAGCUGCCGGUUCCAUGCUCGCCGUCGUUUUCAACGGCCCCAAGAACAUUUCUGUCGAACAACGGCCAAUUCCUACCAUCCAACAUGAGGAGGAUAUAAUCGUCAAAGUGCAGAUGACGGCGUUGUGUGGCUCGGAGCUGCAUGUCUUCCGCGGCCACCAGCCGUCUGAUACCGGAUUCAUCAUGGGCCACGAGUUUACUGGCACAGUUGUGGAAAAGGGUCCUGGAGUAUCUUCCCUCGAAAUUGGUGACCGGGUGGUGACUCCUUUCACGACCUCUUGCAUGCAGUGCUUCUACUGCGACAAAGGCUACUCAUCCCGUUGCGUCAACAGUAAGCUGUUUGGUUGUCCCGCUCUCGAUGGCGGGCAGGCCGAAUAUGUGCGUGUCCCUCACGCAGAUGGCACCUCCAUGAAGGCCCCAAGUACCAUCUCCGAUAAGGCCUUAAUCCUGAUGGCCGACAUUUUCCCAACUGGUUUCUUCGGUGCGAAGAGUGGUUUCGCCAUGCUUAAGGAUAAGGAGAGAUCGGAUGCUACUGUUGUUGUGAUCGGUUGCGGCCCAGUCGGUCUUUGUGCCAUUAUUGCCGCCCUCGAGUAUCGUCCCAAGCAUCUCUUUGCCAUUGACAGUGUCGAUGGUCGCCUGGAUUUGGCCAAAAACUUGGGCGCGGAGCCCUUGAACUUCAUGACAGACCGUGCCGGAAUGGAGAAGCAGAUCAAGGAGGUGACGGACGGUCGUGGAGCUGAUGUUGUCAUCGAGGUUGUUGGCCUCUCCCCUGCACUGAGGACGGCAUACGAUGUGGUCAGACCAUUUGGCGUGAUCAGCAGCAUUGGCGUCCACAACGCUGAGAUACCGUGGAACGGAGAUGAGGCGUAUAGCAAGAACCUGCGGGUCCAGAUGGGGCGCUGCCCCGUGCGAUCCAUCUUCCCAGAGGCUCUCGCCUUGCUGGAGAAGAAGCAAGACAAAGUUGGGUUCAUGUUCGACCGCAUCAUGCCUUUGAGCGAUGCUGUUGAGGGAUAUGCGCUAUUCGACCAGAUGAAGGUCCAGAAGGUAAUCUUCACGCCGUGA